UUUUACCCUCUAAAACAUUUAAUAUUAUAACUCUUUCUGAUGCCCCCUUUGAAAGGUCAAUAAGUUUAGUAAAGAAAAAUGUGAAAGGUACUGAUGACGCUAGCCUUGAGGGAUUAGAAAGUUCUGUAAAGGCUCUUGGAGGUCGCUUUUCAUAUUUAAGUCUUUUCAUUGAUAAAAUUCGUGGAGGUAAAAAACCAUCAGAGGCAUUAAAUGAACUUGUCACCAGAGCAAAAUUUGAAAUUUUGAAACUUGCAUUUGGAGAUAAUACUGAAGAUGCAAAAUCAAUUCCAUGGAGUGAUAUCCAAUUUUGGGCAAUUAUGAAGAGAUUGGCUAAUAAUGGAAUUUUGUCAUAUGAAGAAAUUAAAUCGUCACCAUUCUUCAAAGAUGAUGAUACACCUAUUAGAGAAAUGGAAGAUUCCGAUUUAAUUCUAAUUGUACAAUCCGAUGACAAAAUAACUAAUAUAAUUAAACCAGGAAAUCAACUUUAUCGAGUAGCCUUUCAACAAAUUUGUUCCGUUGAAUUAUUUAAAGCAAACAUGGAAUUGAAAACUUAUAAAUAUCUUUAUAAUUUCGUGUUUGAAAAAAUAAAAAGAUAUGAAGAAGAACUUCAAUUAUUAGGAAAAUCAUUAAUAAGACAAGAUGGUAAAUGGUUAUGGGUAUUGGGAAAUGAUAAUCAAGUUCCAAUUACAAUUAAAGAAAGAGUGGACUUUUUAUUGGGUAGAAUUCAUAAAUGUCAUAUCAAGGCUGCAAAAUAUCAAGAAGAAAUUGAUAAAUGGUCAAAAGUUAUUGAAAUUAAUGGUAAAAACGUUGAAAAAAAGGAACAAUUAACAUAA
Molecule: messenger RNA, 833 nt
Organism: Diversispora eburnea
Lineage: Eukaryota; Fungi; Glomeromycota; Glomeromycetes; Diversisporales; Diversisporaceae
Source: the annotation of a GenBank genome assembly